This is a messenger RNA of Archocentrus centrarchus (flier cichlid), 5481 nucleotides long. It is a transcript of the gene igsf11, whose product is annotated as immunoglobulin superfamily member 11. The record is from RefSeq and is a predicted model, not a curated record. The coding region runs from base 485 to 1927 and encodes 480 amino acids. Gene Ontology annotation, cellular component: cell-cell junction. Lineage: Eukaryota; Metazoa; Chordata; Actinopteri; Cichliformes; Cichlidae. The transcript is spliced from 8 exons.
GAGCGCAACAAGACGCGUUGGAGAGACUCACCAAGCGGGCGUGGAAAGUGCCAGUUUCAGCUCUGUUUGUAAGUUACUUUAAGCGAGAGUGGACAGAUUUUUGGAACAUAAGGAGGUGGAGAUUUUUUUUUCUCUCCAAGCGUGCGUAAAUUGAUUGGAGUGGUCGGGGAAGGAAAAUAGUCUUGGAGUGUCCACAGAAAGGCUACCAAAGAACGGGAGGAAGGCUAGUUAGUGAAAAAAAAGCAUCCGAAGUGAAGAGGAGUGCCUGGUGGAUAGAAAUGCUCUGUGAUAUUUUUUCUGUCACGUUUGGACAUUUCACGUAGUGUUUUGAAAAUGCCGUCGGUGUGCGCUGCGUAAAAUCCCCAGAUUUCUUGCAUGUUAUUAUAAGGAACAGUUACUUCUCUUUAAGGGAACUGUGAGCGAAGACUUCCAUAAAGAAAGGAGGCAAAACUGAAAGUGAGUCGCUACUGAACAGUCACGAACCAUGGUGAAGUUCCAUAACUCAGAUCUAUGGAUAGCCUGGAUGGUCAUUUUCUGCAUGGAGGGUUCAAGGUUUGAUCUACACAUCGGGAAAGUCUGUGUGCAGGCACUCGAUGUGACAGUGUCCCAGAGUAGUGUCCAGGUGGCUCGUGGCCAAGCAGCCAUCCUUCCCUGCUCCUUUACCACCAGUGCUGCACUCACCAACCUCAACAUCAUCUGGAUGGUGAUACCGCUGUCCAAUGCUAACCAGCCAGAGCAGGUGAUAAUUUACCAGGGCGGUCGAGUCUUCAGCCUCUCCAACCACCUCAAUGGUCGUGUGGGCUUCGUUGCCACCAUGCCAAGUACAAGUGCCUCCAUCUUCAUCAACAACACCCAGCUGUCCGACACUGGGACCUACCAGUGCCUGGUCAACAACCUCCCAGACAGAGGGGGGCGCAACAUUGGUGUAAUUGGACUCACAGUGUUGGUGCCCCCCUCGGUGCCAGCAUGUCGAAUCCAGGGAACGCUGGAUGUAGGAAGUGACAUCAUGCUGAUCUGCAGCUCAGAGGAAGGUAUUCCCACACCGUCCUACUCCUGGGAGAAGUUGGACGCACUGCCCAAGCUGCCGCACAACGCCAUGCAAGACCAGAUGCAGGGCACUGUUACACUGAGAAACAUCAGCACCACCACCUCAGGACUCUACCAGUGCACGUCCAGCAACGCUAUUGGAAAGAGCACUUGUCUGCUGAACCUGCAGGUUGUUGCACCUCAGCCUCAGAGUGUGGGUCUAAUAGCAGGGACCAUUGCUACAGGAAUCUUGGCAGUCGUCAUCUGUUCCCUGUUAGUGGCAGUCACGCUCUUCUAUUGGAAGAACAAGAACAAAUAUGACGAGGAGGAGAUCCCCAACGAGAUCAGAGAGGAUGACCUUCCUCCUAAGAGGUCAUCAUCAGUAAAGGCUUUCCAUGCAGACGCCUCCUCCUCAGAGAACGACACGCUGACAUCUACCAACACGUACAACAGCCGUUACUGGCACAACCCCAAGCCUAACUAUGACACCAACUCCUACACGCGCUACAAUGGAGACACUCGCCAGACCUUCUCCGCUGCUGCUCAUGGCACACACGGACACGGACAAGGCCAGAACACAGCGCACGGCCACGGUACAGCUGUCUCAGCUCCAGGCUCAACCCCACUGUCCCGCCAUCCUCCACCCACAACAGCAACGACAUCGUUUGCCAACGGCAGCCACACCCUCCCGCCACCAAAGACUCUGGUGGUCACCACAAACUCUGCCCCGUCCCCACCCGCCAUGGUGCGCAGCAACGGCUCUGUGAGCCUCAAACCGGUGGUGACGUCCGCACACGGGCAGCACACACACUCCUACGCCGUGAGCCAGGCUACCCUGGAGCGGAUGGGGGCAGUGCCGGUCAUGGUGCCUGCCCAGAGCAGAGCGGGCUCACUUGUUUAAAAUCAAGUUUGAGGAACUAUUAGCUUUCAAAACAAGACUAAAUGAGUGUUCGGGUGCAAUGUUUGGAAUCCACUGAUGAGAAGCAGACUGAAUAUGGGCUGAAACAGCCCGCUGCCCUUUACAAUUGUGUCUUUCUGUAUGUCUCGACCUUUUUAUCUCCAAACAAACUGGGAUUUUACAGUGCAGAGUUCAUUUGAUGCCAAUUCCUUGAUGGACCGGUGUUUUUUUCUUUUGUUUUCGUUUUGUUUUUUUGUAGACGAGCACUACACAGUAUGUGACCACCCCCCCCUUUCUAGAUGGAUUUAGGAACUAUUUUUAAAACCAUCUGGAUGAUUUCACAAGGCUGGAGUGAAACAUCCUACAGAGCCUGGAUUCUCAGGUGCUUUUCAGGGCUGGAUCAUUGUGAUGUUUUUUUGUUUUGUUUUGGGUUUUUUUGGCAUAAAGCAACACACAUCUCAGUGUGUCCAUACUGCAUGGCCAGACAAAAGCAAGCUCGGAUUCCCAAAUAAAUGCAUGUGACCCCCCGAUUCAGGACAUAAGAAGUCAAUUUUAUGUUUGGUUUUUUUUUUGGUUUGUUUGUUUUUUCAUUUUUUAACGCUGUUGUAAUUGUGGUUGAUGAUAAUGAUGGAGAUGAUGAGGAUUCUACAUGAAAACGUGAAUGUUUCAAAGUGUGUUGGCAGUACCCCAAAGAUGAAGGUAAAUGAAUGAAAUGAUGGGGUUUCAAAUGGCCUUAGAAGCUAAGAGAGGGGGUGUUGGGUGUUACUUGGUGCAAUAUAAUGCAUAAGAUACAUUAAGUCACUGAAUGAAAGCAUUUUAAUUAGGUUUUUGCACUUUUCAGAGCAAUUUUAUAUAACCUUUGAUGAUUCAUGAAUACUAACAAUAUGCUUUUCCCAUAAAAUAUAAAUUCAAAUGAUUCCACAUUCAGAGUAGUGGUAAUACUUGAAGAGAGUACCAGAGAAAAUUUGGGCACCACUUUCCCAACAGAAAGCUACUGCCCCCCCCCCCGCCGCCUAUAUUUGAGCUUGAACAUGCAGAUGGAUCUCAGUGUUCGCUGUCCUCGUUCUUGCUGUUGUCCUCGUCCGGUUCAUAACACGUCAUUGCUGCUUUGAGAAGAUGUAGAUAAGAUGAUAGCUUAUUUCAUAAAUGAUUUUUAAAGACACAAGAGAGAUAUAUAUUUAAAGCUAAAUUUUUUUCUCCUCAAAAAGAAUUGCUUUUUUUGUUUUUUUUUACUGUACAUAUUGCAAAAGUAUAUUUUACAGCUCACGUGUCUUAAUUUUAAAACUUUUUUUUGUUACAUUAGGUGACAAGCUGGGUUUGAUUGUGUUACUGGGAUUUUUUAAUGGUGUGCUGCCCUUUCAUUGCAGGAUUUGAGGUAAAAACAGUGUGUUUUGACAUUAAUGGCCAUAAGUUUUAACAGAGAUAAUUAAUACAUAUGCUAUAUAAGAUGGAACUGUAUUUCUGACCCACUGUAUGUGUAUUUCAACCAAAUUUCAGCUGUUAAAAAAAACAUCUGAAGUGUUCUACCAAUCCAAAUUUAGCAAUUCUCAUUUAUUUUUGCGCCUGAAUGCACAAUUUAUCAUAAUCCCUUGUAGCUAUGAUGCAAUGUUGGACACAGCAGCUUUUCAAGUUCAUGCAAUACUGGAAAAUGUGUUUGUUUGUUUUAUUAAAAUGUGCUGUUUAGCAUUUUAAAGUCUUACUAGACAAAACACUUGAAGCAAGUGUUCUGGCUCUAACAAAUUCAACUGUAUCACUUAAUUUAAAAAAAAAAAUAUUGUUUCAUCUACAUGACUUUACUGAUUUAAUCAAGGGUUGAUGUGUAUUUAGUUUAAGUCUUCAUACUAUUUGCCUGUCUGCUCUUUUUGGAAUUGAUGGAAUUUUUGCACUGAUUACUCUAACAUGUGAUGUGAUUUUCAUCUCAGUCACUGUUAUUGAUCAGACACACGCUAUCUGACUUAACUAAUAACAGGGAAACAGAUUUUUUUCAUGACUUUAAUAGAAGAAAAAACAAACAAAACAUGUACAACUACCUUUAGCUGCAACAACCUCCAUCAUAAGUUCCCAUGAAACUCGUGGACUGCUGCCCUGACACACAUAUAAAGUUUCUCCAAACCACGAUGCUUCCUCCAUCAUGCUUUACAGCUGGGAUGAGGUUUUGGUGUUUUUGUGCGGUGCCUUUUUCCCUCCAAACACACUUUUUAGUAAGCUGUAUCACCGUUAACUGGAGCUCACCCUCUUUCUUUCAGGAAGCCUGCUACUAUUUUUACACCUUUUCCGGCCUCGUGCUUGUUCUUUUAAAUUCCCGUGAAAAUGGCUGUGGUUGAAUCAUGGCUCAGAAAAAAACAAAAUAAAACAAUAAAGUUGUGAUUAAGUCACACUUUCUAAGACCAAAUUGUAUUUAUCAAUAGUUGUGACCUGGUGUACACUCAUACCACGUUUUAUGAGUAAUCAGUUCAGAAAUACUUUUCAAAAGGUAACAUUAACACCAAAUAUUUUGAAAUUAAAUACUCUUUCAGAAUAAUCCCACCAAAUGUUUUGAUAAAGGGAGCAAUAAUUAUUAGGUUAUAUGGGCCUAGUAUUGUAUUAUUAAUGGCCUUACAGUGAUGUAUAAUUGACACAUUAAUGAAAGCUGUCACAUAUAUUGACCUGGUGAUGCUGGUGUUCUAUCACAGUUUGUUGUUAGUGUUAUUGGCCUGCAGCUUGCACAGAUCUGGAUCAAACCUUAACCCAGAAUUGCUUUUCUGACAUUAUAAUAACAGCUGGUACUUUCAGAUCUCCAUAUUUUUCAUGUAUUCAGUAUUCAGUUAGUUACUAAUGUUAUGUAUCACUUCAGAUUGAUCACAAACUGACUUGGUCAUAUAUGGUCUGAUUGUAUGAAUCAAUUUCUUUCUUUUCUCUUUCCUCUGAUGCUGUCAGCAAUGCUGGAGAGCUACAGCAGAUACUGACACUCAUUUUAAAUACAGAAAAGCAGACAGAGGGCAAAUGGUCAAAGAUCAGUGACACCCCCCCCCCCCCCUUUUUUUUUUUUCAUCUGUCAGUGUUUUCAUAAUAAAGUCUUGUUUGUGAAGGUUUCACUCACCAUCUCUUCCACUGUCCCUGCCCCGAACACUAGAUGCAAACAUUAAUGAACUCUUCUUUUAAGGCCUUUAGCUUUAUGGAAAAGUUCCACAAGUAAACAAAUGGAGAUUAUUUUACUUUUGCUCUGCCCUCUGUUUUCAGGAGAUAAGGUGGAAAGAAAGCACAAUUAGUAGAAAUCUACUGAAGUUUUAACCCAAAUUUAACAAACAUCUCAUCUUCUACUCUUGGUUGGCAAAAAUGAUAAAUAGACUGCAUUUAUACAGCGCUUUUCUGGUCUUAUUGACCAUUCAAAGCACUUAGUGUCAACAAGGUGGUAUAUGGGUUGUAUAUAGAUAAAUGUGAUAUAUUGCCAAUAGUGAAACCAAUAUGUAAAUAUGUAAAGGAAAAAAAAAAACUGCUCAUUCUUACUGUUGGGUUGAAAUGAAAUAGGAAAAAUAACACUGGAGCUUGUAGUGAAUAAAUAUUGUUAAUACAUCCUA